Molecule: messenger RNA, 724 nt
Organism: Oncorhynchus masou masou (cherry salmon)
Lineage: Eukaryota; Metazoa; Chordata; Actinopteri; Salmoniformes; Salmonidae
Product: cytohesin-3-like
Exons: 5
Coding region: 367-723 (118 amino acids)
Biological process (GO): regulation of ARF protein signal transduction
Molecular function (GO): guanyl-nucleotide exchange factor activity
Source: RefSeq, a predicted model, not a curated record
GUCUGUCUCGUGGAGAAGCGGAGUCGUGGAGCUCGGAUGGGAUAGUCUACUCUCCGGAUGCUAGUGGAGUGAAGGUGUAUCUGUCGGAUAAUAUGCUGCCGAUCACUCUACCGACGUCGCCGAUUCAGUUCCAUCUGAAAUAGGCUACUCUGGUGACGGAUAUCCAAGCGGUUUGUCUCGUGAUUCCAGCAUUGAUGGCAAGAAAAUAAUAUUCCCCAAAACAAGAGGCGGCUUCUGUGGUCAACCUGUCUGCGAAUGCACCCUACAAAUUAAAACGCGCGUUUCAAUCAUUUACCCCACAUUCAUACAACAAGUUUCAGCGAUCUUACUUGUUUUUUUUGGACCUUUGCAUUUCCCCCUUCAACCAUGGACGAAGACAAUCAAGUACCUGAAGACCUUUCCUUGGAAGAGAGAGAUGAGCUGUCAAACAUACGACGCAGGAAAAAAGAGCUACUGGAUGACAUUGAGCGGUUGAAGUUUGAGAUUGCAGAGGUGAUGACUGAGAUCGAGCAGCUAACCUGCGUGGGAGAGAGUAAAACAACACAAAGAAAUAAACAGAUUGCCAUGGGAAGGAAGAAAUUCAACAUGGACCCCAAAAAGGGGAUCCAGUUUCUGUUGGAGAACGACCUUCUCCAGCACACUCCUGAGGACGUAUCCCAGUUCCUCUACAAAGGAGAGGGCCUCAACAAAACUGUCAUAGGGGACUACUUAGGAGAGAGGUAAC